AUGCUCAUUCCGAACGAUGCCGAUAUCAAUGCCCAAGGUGGAUAUCAUGGCAAUGCUCUUCAGGCUGCUUCAGUUAAAGAGCAUCUACAGAUCGCCCAGAUGCUUAUUCAGAGGGGUGCUGCUGUCAAUGCCCGAAGUCGACUUUAUGGCAAUGCUCUUCACGCUGCUUCAGAAGGAGGGCAUCUGGAGAUCACUCAGAUGCUUAUUCAGAAUGGCGCUGAUAUCAAUGCCCCAGGUGGAUUUUAUGGCAAUGCUCUUCAUGCUGCAUCAGCAACAGGUCAUCAAGAUAUCGCUGAGAUGCUUAUUCAGAAGGGCGCUGACAUCAAUUCCUUUCAGGCUGCUUCAGUGCCAGAAGAUCUAUUGUUCACUGAGAUGCCUCUUCAAAAUGGCGCUAAACGAAAGCGAAGUCUAUCGGAUCAAUGA
Clonostachys rhizophaga is the source of this 423-nucleotide messenger RNA. The record is from the annotation of a GenBank genome assembly. Lineage: Eukaryota; Fungi; Ascomycota; Sordariomycetes; Hypocreales; Bionectriaceae.